Messenger RNA from Epinephelus moara (kelp grouper), 1557 nucleotides. It is a transcript of the gene ybey, whose product is annotated as ybeY metalloendoribonuclease. Gene Ontology annotation, biological process: rRNA processing. Gene Ontology annotation, molecular function: metalloendopeptidase activity. NCBI's taxonomy places the organism in Eukaryota, Metazoa, Chordata, Actinopteri, Perciformes, Serranidae. The record is from RefSeq and is a predicted model, not a curated record. Bases 268 to 774 code for a protein of 168 amino acids. The transcript has 5 exons.
GUUACGACCGUUCCAUUGCUCGAAUGGGUUUUGAAUGGGCGAGGGACCACUUUUGCUAACGACAGAAUAUUGUCAUUUUCUCUCAACUAUAUUUUCAUAUCCACACAAUACAGAGAAAGCCUAAAAGAUAAUUUUCGAGGAAUUACAUGCUGCCACUGCUGGAGACGUGUCACCUUGAAUUCUGCCUGCCCGGAAUGACUGAACAACGCUCGCAGCUAACGCAAAGCUGACCGACAGUCCUCGUAGACUCACCGCCACAGAUAUAAAAUGGGAGUAGUACUGCGGAAUCUCCAAAAGGUGGUGCCUCUUCGCCGCGCCAGGCUGCGCAAGGAUGUUGACACACUGAGGCACAUACUGGGCAUCCAUAAAUUUGACUUGGGCAUCGUUUGCGUGGAUAACCACAGGAUCCAGCAAAUUAAUCACACGUACAGAAAGAAAAAUGUGCCCACGGACGUCCUGUCAUUUCCAUUCUACGAGGAUCUGAGACCUGGUAAGCUGCCUUGCCCCCUUCAUAGGGAUGAGCUGAACCUUGGGGACAUUUUCUUGGGGGUUGAGUUUGUGAUGCAGCAGUGCAGGGAGGAAUCCCUAGAUCUACAUGCAACCCUCACUGUCGUCACUGCACAUGGAAUCUGUCACCUAUUGGGCUACAGACAUGAGACAGAAGAAGAAUGGACAGAGAUGCUGCAGAGAGAGAGCUACAUCCUGAGUGAGUACAACAGACUCACGGGAAGACAUCUGGAGCCACUGAUGAAGAGAUGCAGUCAGGAUAGGUGACAGUGACCAUCACCUACUGCUAACGUUAUAGUUGCACUCAGUGCACUAUGGUGCUUGAUAUUAUUCACUAUCCUGUAAACAGGUGGACUGUUGUUUUAUUCACUGGCAUGCUGUCUUUUCCACUAUCACAAUCUGCGGCAACUUUUUUUAAGGACUGGCAAGAGGACAUACAGCGAUGUGAUUGUGGACAUCAUUUCCAAAUACUGGAUGCGUGUGUUAAAGUUUUAAACAUCAAAUUAAAAAGUCUCUCAAAAAAGCACUUUCACUGUAAUAUUUUAUUAAAAUCUGCUUUAGGAAGAGUCAGUUGUGUAUGAAGGGUAGAAAAAGCUGUUCAUCUUUACUUCACAAAUACAUUUUACUCUCUUUACGCUGCAUUUGGGACAGGAUGUUCAAGAAAUGUUAAUUCAAGGCUGACAUGAAAAAGAACCAAUGUGUGAGCAACUUCUGCCUGCUGUCACAACCAGGUCUACGUUCAUGGUGCAACAGAAUACUUUACUUCAAGGAGUCAGCUAAUAAUAAUGCACACCUUAAAAUCCAACUAUAAAUAUGGCUAUAUAUGGUGUAUCAAGAAUAUCAUACCUAUUAUUAUGACCCAUGUUUUAUAAUGCUUUAUUAUUCAGAUUUUCUUCUCUUGUUAGGGGAGUUGAGGAAAUCAUUUGAUGUGGUCUGAAAAUGUCCUGCAGACACAUUUGCAUGUUGUGCAUGACCAUUGGUGUACAGAAGUGUGGUUUCAUUUUUACAGUGGUAACCAAAAAAAAAAAAAAAAAAAAAAGCCGUACAACC